CUAAAACCCUACUAAAUCAAUCAAACUCUCCCAGACUUAAAAAACCCGCCCUCAGUCUCUGUCUCUUCUUCCGUCUAACGAUGCUUUCUCGCUUACUCCCAAAAUCCUCCCAUUUCCGUAUCCUAUCCAAUCUUUCUUCCAAAUCCCAUACGUAUUCCUUCUCUCCUCACAAAUCCAAUUUCACGCUCCUUAUCAGACCCUUUUCCACCAAUCACAGUAAUGGCAACAACAACAACAACAACAAUAACAGCAAAGGCCAACCCACCUCCGACAUCUGGAAGCUUUCUCGAGAAAGUGAUGAAAAAUUCGAUUCAUUAUUCACCGAAGAUUCCAAUGACAGCCUUUCUGGAAUUACGGAUUCUCCGGCUGCUGAGGAAGAGUCAUGGUUAGAGGAGAAAAGGGGAGAUGAUGGUGGAGAUAUAUUUAACAGAAUUGAGAAGGAUUCUGGGGCGAGGAAUGGCGGUGAUGCUGGCAAUGAGUGGCUCACGUCGGAGGGGUACAAGAUGUGGAGCUUGGAUGAGGGGGAGGAGGAGAAAGAUAAUGUGUUUGACAUUGGAGAGAUUGCACAGGAUGCUAGCGAAACUAGCACCGAGACUAGUGUGAAUCUGGAGAUUGACCAGAUUGAGGAUCCGAAAGAGCUCGAGAGAGAGGAAGAGGAGCUCACUGCCAUACUUAAGGGUCCAAAUCGCGCAUUCGGUGACCUAAUUGCAGCAUCUGGAAUCACUGAUGCAAUGUUGGACAGUUUGAUUGCAUUAAAGGAUUUUGAAGGGGUUGAGGGAUUGCCUCCUCUAAGUGAAAUAGAGGACAUGCGUUAUGAAAAGACCACAAGAAAAUCCAUGAGAUCUGAAAUAGAGCGUCGAAAACAGGAAGAAGUUGCCAAAGCUAGAGUGAGACAAGUAGAUGACAAAGGAAGAGCUUAUGGAACAGGACGAAGGAAAUGUAGUGUGGCCCGUGUUUGGAUUCAACCUGGUGAUGGAAAAUUCUUAGUUAAUGAUAAACAAUUUGAUGUAUAUUUCCCAAUGCUUGAUCAUCGUGCUACCCUGUUGCGACCCUUUACUGAAACAAAGACCUUGGGUCUUUGGGAUGUCAAUUGUACUGUGAAAGGAGGUGGUGUUUCUGGUCAAAUUGGAGCUAUACAGCUGGGGAUCAGCCGUGCCUUGCAAAGUUGGGAACCUGAUUUACGUCCACCUCUAAGAAGUGCUGGUUUCUUGACAAGGGACCCACGUGUGGUUGAAAGGAAGAAACCAGGAAAAGCAAAAGCAAGAAAGAGCUUUCAAUGGGUCAAACGUUGAUCAAUGGUUACAAGCUUGCAGUUUGUACAACCACUUUUUGUUUGGAAACCUGGUAUUCACAUCAUUAGCCGGUAGCUUGGAGGCUUGUUAGCUGGCCUGAAAUUUCUUUUAUAAUGCAACUUGUAGUUCGUAGUUACACCAUGAUUCUCGGAAGAGCCUGUGAAGAUUUUGUUUACCUAGAGAGCUUAUUCAACCUCUGCUCAUUUUUCCUUCUCUUUUUUGGUUACCUUUUAACGUGUCUUGGGCAAAUAAAAGAAAAGCUUAAAAAUUUUCAAAAAUGUAGCAGGUUGCUAUGAUUUGUUGUCCAUUCGAAUUCAAAUUCUGGAGUAUAAGAAACAAAUUUGAGUUUA
Molecule: messenger RNA, 1642 nt
Organism: Hevea brasiliensis (rubber tree)
Lineage: Eukaryota; Viridiplantae; Streptophyta; Magnoliopsida; Malpighiales; Euphorbiaceae
Product: 30S ribosomal protein S9, mitochondrial
Exons: 4
Coding region: 81-1292 (403 amino acids)
Biological process (GO): translation
Cellular component (GO): cytosolic small ribosomal subunit; ribosome
Molecular function (GO): RNA binding; structural constituent of ribosome
Source: RefSeq, a predicted model, not a curated record